GAUCCAAAGUCGCGCUGAGACCGCAGCUGCCAGUAACGGGAGUCGGUGAAUCCUGGACCCUUAACAGGAGGGAUGCAGCACAGUGAGCAGUGGAUCCAAGGGGAAGAGCUAUAUUGGCUUUCGGUGAGUGCUGGAAAUUGGGACCCGGGGCCCUAUGAAGCAGCCAGAGCCACCUGGCCAUGCCGGAGGAGCCUGCAAGAGGACCAUACACCUGUACUCCGAAGCCAGGCACUGCACAGUUUUCUGACCGAUCUACACUGUGCUGGAAGUGCAGUGAAGAUAAGUGGCACAGUGUGCAGUGGACCCAUGAGGAAGAACCAUUGAUUCCCAGUGAGUGCUUAGGGAUUGGGUCCCGCGACUGCUGGUUGCUGGCUGGAGGACAUCUUGGAGUUGGGCAGAGCCCCGUGCUGUGGUGACAUCAGUCAGCCACCCCUGGUGCAGAGAGAACUGGCGGGGUCUACUAGGGCUGAGCUAUGCGUCUGGUUGGGACCCAAUAAGCAGGUACAAAAUUGUCACGACUCUGUGGCGUCCACAAGGUACAGCCUAACUUGUGGAUUGACUGGCUCAGAGGCUCGAGGCUAGCCUGCACAUCCCUGCAUCCCUGUGUGUACCUCAGAUAACAGCAAAUUGGGGAGGGCAGCAAAACCCCAGUCAGCACGCUUCAGGAAGACCCUAAGCAAUAUGGAGAGGUCCAGAGACCCCCAGGACACACCAGCCUGAAAGAAACCAGAAACAUGACAAGAGUGAGAAAUAAAAAAAAAAAAAAAAUCUCCAGCUGCCAAACCUGGGAAAAUAAGCCCAGGAGAAGUAAAUACAGAAGAGAACCAGUGCAGUAACCAUCCAAUAGUAGACACAGCAUCAGCGGACAGAAAGAAAUACCUUCAUGACCUCAUAGACAAAUUUAAAACUGUACUUCUGAUCCAAGUGAGGCAAGAUAUAAAAAGAUUAAUUAAAGAAAUGAUAAGCCUCUCCCAAGAGAACACAGAUGGAAGAAUGGAGGAAAUCAGAAAGGAAAGAGAAACCUUUGAUGAAGAAUUUAAACAUAACCUAGAAUAUAUGAAACAGAUCCAAAGAGAUUACCAGCAAACUAAAAGCUCCUUUGAAAAUCGGCAAAAUGCCUUGACAGAAACUAAAGUUAGUCUUUUGAAACUUGAAGAGAGAUUUAUGAUAUAUGAUUGCAAAAGAAAAGAUCUCUUAAAAAUAAGAAUGAACCAGAAAGAAACAAUUCAAAUGCUAGAAGAUGACAAAAGGACACAUAACGUAAGAAUAAAGCAUGUAAGCGAAGACGCAGGAGUAAUCAAAAAUGAACUACAAAGACUAUUCACAGAUAUAAUAAAGGAAAACUUCCCAAGCAUAGGAAAAAGAAAUGAUAUUUAGAUAAAUGAGCCAUGCAGAAUUCCAGCCACCUACAUCCAAAACAGAUCUAUACCCAGACAUAUAAUAAUCAAGAUUCCAGAAAUCCAUCAAAAGAACAGAAUAUUAAAAGCAGUCAGGGAAAAGAAGCAGAUUAUCUACAAUGGAAAAAUUAUCAAAAUAGCAACAGACUUAUCAACACAAACUGUCAAAUUGAGAAGAGCCUGGUGGGAAAUAGUCUAAACCCUGAAAGAAAAUAAUCUGUAACCAAGACCCAUGUACCCAGAAAAAGUCUCUCUCAAAAUUAAUGGAGAAAUAAGAUGUUUCCAAGACAAGGAGGAACUGUGGGAGUUCAUAGCCACCACCCCAACUCUACAAAAAAUACUGAAGGACAUUCCAGAAAGAGAGGAAAAAAUACCAAGAUUCCAGCAACAGUGGCAUAGAGGCCUCAAUGAAUGAGGCAGACAGUGGAAUGAAGGAGUAAGAUGGACAAAUUAUAGCAGUAAAUGUCGAGUAGCAGACAUGAGGCAGAGAUGGAUGUGAUAACUGGACUUAGUCCCCUGCUCUUCAGGAAGCUCAGUAAUCCUGACAUAUUUUCAUCUACUGGAAAAGCUAAACUCCAGCGACAGUUUAGUCAGGAUGAUUGUAAGUUACGAAGAGGAAGCCUGGCCAGUUCCCUGUCAGGUAAGCAGCUGCUCCCUUUGUCCAGCAGUGUACAUAGCAGUGUGGGACCGGUGACUUCGCAGUCUUCAGGAGAAGCAUCAAACCUAGUUCGAAUGAGAAACCAGUCCUUUGGACAGUCUGCACCUUCUCUUACUGCUGGAUUGAAGGAGUUGAGCCUUCCACGAAGAGGCAGUUUUUGUCGGACAAGUAACCGUAAGAGCUUGAUUGUAACCUCUAACACAUCACCUACACUACCACGACCGCACUCCCCUCUCCAUGGCCACACAGGUAACAGUCCUUUGGACAGCCCCCGGAAUUUCUCUCCAAAUGCACCUACUCACUUUUCCUUUAUUCCUGGCCGCAGCCAUGGCCACAGAGCAGACAGGACGGAUGGACGGCGUUGGUCUUUGGCCUCUUUGCCUUCUUCAGGCUAUGGAACCAAUACUCCUAGCUCUGCUGUUUCGUCAUCCUGUUCUUCACAAGAAAAGCUUCAUCAAUUGCCUUUUCAGCCUACAGCUGAUGAGCUGCACUUUCUGACAAAGCAUUUCAGCACUGAGAGUGUGCCAGAUGAGGAGGGACGCCAAUCUCCAGCCAUGCGGCCCCGCUCCCGCAGCCUUAGUCCUGGACGGUCUCCAGUUUCCUUUGACAGUGAAAUAAUAAUGAUGAAUCAUGUGUACAAAGAAAGAUUCCCAAAGGCCACUGCACAAAUGGAAGAACGACUAGCAGAGUUUAUCUCCGCCAACGCUCCAGACAGUGUAUUGCCCUUGGCAGAUGGAGCCCUGAGCUUUAUUCAUCACCAGGUGAUUGAGUUGGCUCGAGACUGCCUGGAUAAAUCUCGGAGUGGCCUAAUUACAUCACACUACUUCUACGAACUUCAGGAGAAUUUAGAGAAACUUCUGCAAGAUGCUCAUGAGCGCUCAGAGAGCUCGGAGGUGACUUUUGUAAUGCAGUUGGUAAAAAAACUGAUGAUUGUCAUUGCCCGCCCAGCUCGACUCUUGGAGUGCCUGGAGUUUGACCCUGAAGAGUUCUAUCACCUGUUAGAAGCAGCUGAGGGUCACGCCAAAGAGGGACAUGGAAUUAAAUGUGACAUUCCCCGCUACAUUGUUAGCCAACUGGGCCUUACGCGGGAUCCCCUCGAGGAAAUGACCCAUUUGAGCAGCUAUGACAGUCCUGAUACUCCAGAGACAGAUGAUUCAGUUGAGGGCCGUGGGGCAUGUCUGCCAUCUAAAACGACCCCCUCUGAAGAGGACUUUGAAACAAUUAAGCUCAUCAGCAAUGGCGCUUAUGGGGCUGUAUUCCUGGUACGGCACAAGUCCACCCGGCAGCGCUUUGCCAUGAAGAAGAUCAAUAAACAGAACCUGAUCCUACGGAACCAGAUCCAGCAGGCCUUUGUGGAACGUGACAUACUGACCUUUGCUGAGAACCCUUUCGUGGUCAGCAUGUUCUGCUCCUUCGAGACCAAGCGCCACUUGUGCAUGGUGAUGGAAUAUGUUGAAGGAGGAGACUGUGCCACUCUGUUGAAGAACAUUGGCGCUUUGCCUGUGGAUAUGGUGCGUCUGUACUUUGCGGAAACUGUGCUGGCCUUGGAGUAUUUACACAACUAUGGCAUUGUGCAUCGUGACCUCAAGCCUGACAACCUCCUGAUUACAUCCAUGGGACACAUCAAACUCACUGACUUUGGACUUUCUAAAAUUGGCCUUAUGAGUCUGACAACCAAUUUGUACGAAGGCCACAUUGAAAAGGAUGCCCGGGAGUUCCUAGACAAGCAGGUGUGCGGGACGCCAGAGUACAUAGCACCUGAGGUGAUCUUGCGUCAAGGCUAUGGAAAGCCAGUGGACUGGUGGGCCAUGGGCAUAAUCCUGUAUGAGUUCCUGGUGGGUUGCGUCCCUUUCUUUGGAGAUACUCCGGAGGAGCUCUUUGGGCAGGUGAUCAGUGAUGAGAUUGUGUGGCCUGAGGGUGACGAUGCACUGCCUCCAGAUGCCCAAGACCUCACCUCCAAACUGCUUCACCAAAACCCUCUGGAGAGACUGGGCACAGGUGGUGCUUAUGAGGUAAAGCAGCACCCAUUCUUUACUGGGCUGGACUGGACAGGACUUCUUCGCCAGAAGGCUGAAUUUAUUCCUCAACUAGAGUCAGAAGAUGACACCAGCUAUUUUGACACCCGCUCGGAGCGAUACCACCAUGUGGACUCAGAAGACGAAGAGGAAGUGAGUGAGGAUGGCUGCCUCGAGAUUCGCCAGUUCUCCUCCUGCUCUCCAAGGUUUAGCAAGGUAUACAGUAGCAUGGAGCGGCUUUCCCUGCUUGAGGAACGCUGGAUGCCACCCCCUACUAAGCGCAGCCUGAGUGAGGAGAAGGAGGAUCACUCAGAUGGCCUGGCAGUGCUGAAGGGCCGAGACCGUAGCUGGGUGGUUGGCUCCCCUGAGAUAUUACGGAAGCAGCUGUCAGUGUCUGAAUCGUCCCACACAGAGAGUGACUCGAGCCCUCCAAUGACAGUGCGACGCCACUGUUCAGGCCUCCUGGAUGUCCCUCGCUUUCCUGAGGGCCCUGAGGAGGCUAGCAGUACUCCUAGGAGGCAGCAGCAGGAAGGGAUAUGGGUUCUGACACCCCCAUCUGCAGAGGGAGCAUCUGGACCUGUCCCUGAACGGACAGUGGAACAACAGCUGAAAUUGGAUGAAGAGCCUCUUAGGCAGGGCAGCAGUUCCUGUCCGGCCAUAGAGACCAGAGGUCGUGGGAACCCACAGCUGGCUGAGGGAGCCAAGGCCAUCAGUGACUUGGCUGUGCGUAGGGCUCGUCACCGGCUACUCUCUGGGGACUCUACAGAGAAACGCACCACUCGCCCUGUCAACAAAGUAAUCAAGUCUGCCUCAGCUACAGCCCUUUCCCUCCUCAUUCCUGCAGAGCACCACACCUGUUCUCCACUGGCCAGUCCCAUGUCCCCACACUCCCAGUCAUCCAACCCGUCAUCCAGGGACUCUUCUCCAAGUAGGGACUUCUUGCCAGCCUUUGGCAGCUUGAGGCCUCCCAUCAUCAUUCACCGAGCUGGCAAGAAAUAUGGUUUCACUCUGCGGGCCAUUCGUGUCUACAUGGGUGACUCCGAUGUCUACACUGUGCACCACAUGGUGUGGCAUGUGGAAGAUGGAGGUCCAGCCAGCGAAGCAGGGCUUCGUCAGGGUGACCUCAUCACUCACGUCAAUGGGGAACCUGUACACGGGCUGGUGCACACAGAGGUGGUAGAGCUAAUCCUGAAGAGUGGAAAUAAGGUAUCUAUUUCGACAACUCCCCUGGAGAACACCUCCAUUAAAGUGGGGCCGGCUCGGAAAGGCAGCUACAAGGCCAAGAUGGCACGAAGGAGCAAGCGGAACCGGGGCAAGGACGGGCAGGAAAGGAAAAGAAGCUCCUUGUUCCGAAAGAUCACCAAGCAGGCCUCCCUGCUGCACACCAGCCGCAGCCUUUCUUCCUUGAACCGCUCAUUGUCAUCAGGGGAGAGUGGGCCGGGCUCUCCCACACACAGCCACAGCCUUUCUCCCAGAUCUCCUACUCAGAGCUACCGAGUGGCCCCUGAUGCUGUACACUCAGUGGCAGGCAAUUCAUCACAGAGCAGCUCCCCCAGCUCCAGCGUACCCAGUUCCCCAGCUGGCUCUGCACAUACUCGGCCCAGCUCUCUCCAUGGUUUGGCCCCCAAGCUUCAACGUCAGUACCGCUCUCCCCGGCGCAAGUCAGCAGGCAGCAUUCCACUGUCACCACUGGCCCACACUCCUUCUCCACCACCGGCAGCUUCCCCUCAGCGUUCCCCGUCACCGCUGUCUGGUCAUGGGGCCCAGGCCUUUCCUUCUAAACUUCACUCAUCACCUCCACUGGGCAGGCAACUCUCCAGGCCCAAGAGUGCGGAGCCACCUCGCUCACCACUACUUAAGCGGAUACAGUCUGCUGAGAAAUUGGCAGCUGCACUGGCUGCUUCUGAGAAGAAGCGACCCCCUUCUCACAAGCAUGGGCUUGACCUGCCCCACUGUGAGCUAAAGAAGGAACUGUCACCCAGGGAAGGCAGCCCUCUAGAGGUAGUUGGAACCAGGGCUGUGCUGUCUGGGAAAGGUACACUCCAAGGGAAGGGAGUGCUGCAGUCUGCUCCUUCGCGAGCCUUAGGCACGCUCCGGCAAGACCGAGUUGAACGACGAGAGUCACUUCAAAAGCAAGAAGCUAUCCGAGAGGUAGAUUCCUCAGAGGAUGACACUGACGAUGACCCAGAGAACAGCCAGGGUGUACUGGAGUCAAACUUGGCACCCAACCCAGAAGUGGGCCAGAGUCUACCCUCUAGAGGAGCAAGAGAGGAUAGGAAAAAGGAAACCAUCUUACCCAAGGACCCAAGGAACCAGGGUUCAUUGGUCCCAGGCCUUCUGACAGGGGUGAUCAUGGGACCUUCCAAAAUAGGUUCUGCUGUUCCCCAGAGGAGGCUUGUGAGCCCACAGGCCUUUGAGGAGGCUACCAGCUUCUCCUUACCACCCUCUAGCCUGGGGAGGUGUGGACCCACAGACCUCUCCCCCACUGAUAGCUGCUUAAAGGCCCAGCACCUCCACACCCAGGCAUUGACUGCACUUUGUCCCAGCUCUUCUGGACACAUCCCCACCAGCUGUUCUGCUGGCAGUCCUACCACUGGGAUGCCAAGCACAUGGUCCUGGAAGUUCCUUACUGAGGGCCCAGACAAGGCAUCCUCAAACAGAAAGACAGCAGCAGGUGGGCUAGCCAGUCCUCAGGAUUUGCAAACCACAGCUCUGGAUCAUCCUAAAAACCUGUCUUCUGGACAAGGUGGGAAAUCACAGUCACUUGAUUCCCCUGGUCUGGCCUGUCCACCUUGUGAGGUUCUCACUCAAACCCAGCAAUGGGAGCAAGAAUGUGCACAAAUGAAGAAAGAAGAGCCAUCCCUGAGCAUCAAAGUGCCUGAUGUCUCAGGUGACAAGAGGCAGAAUGUUCCAUACCGAGGCUGCACACUCGCCCAAGAGACUGAACCCAACCUGUUCUGGAGGGGCCAAGAACCAGGGAGCCAUCAAAAGCAUCAGGACAUCCCAUUGACACCUGAUGAGUUGUUCAAGCAAACAUAGCAGUUGUUGCCAAUUCUUGUACUUAGACCUGUGUAAUACACACUCCUGAAAACCA
Molecule: messenger RNA, 7164 nt
Organism: Cavia porcellus (domestic guinea pig)
Lineage: Eukaryota; Metazoa; Chordata; Mammalia; Rodentia; Caviidae
Gene: Mast2
Product: microtubule associated serine/threonine kinase 2
Exons: 30
Coding region: 1860-7109 (1749 amino acids)
Biological process (GO): intracellular signal transduction; cytoskeleton organization; peptidyl-serine phosphorylation
Cellular component (GO): microtubule cytoskeleton
Molecular function (GO): magnesium ion binding; ATP binding; microtubule binding
Source: RefSeq, a predicted model, not a curated record